UGGCUCAACUAGGAACCCUUGAAGCAUCAUCUUAAUGCACCAGUGACUCAUGUCACUAAAGGUUUCUCAUUUGAACAUUUUGGAUCAGUGUGGCUGUAAAUCCUUCCAGUAUUACUUCCUCCUGAAGAGGAGCUGACCAUUGUAUGGCCGCACACAAAUGGAUGUUUAAAUAAUCUUUGCUGGUCUUUUCUCCUAACGAUGGCCUGUAGGAAUCGCAUAGUUCCUUGGAAACGGUGUCUGGUGUUUAAAGUUCCUGGCUCCAGCUCCUUAACCUGUAAUGGAAAUCCACCCGUAGAGAUGGACGACAGAAUACCUCCUACAAACUUAAGGAUCAAGUCAUGUCUCUAUUGAUGCAGCGCGUUUCGUCUUGAUGUCUCCAGGAGGGCUACACGCACAAAGCGACGCUGAGCCUUGUUCUGCUCCCAAACUGCGUGGUGGUUAUUUUGUCCCUGAAAAUGAGACAUAUUCUCAUGGGACCAAACUCCAGUACGCCUGUAAUACCGGACAUAAACCUGCCGUGGAGGGUUGGUGGGCAACGAGCACAUGUCACAGAGGCAAAUGGUCUCAUAAACCGCAAUGUAUAGAUGAGAAUGCCUGCAUCCUACCAACUAUUGUCAAUGGAAAAUACACAGUCCCUCAGGAAGGUUGGUUUAAGAACGGACGCGGGAUAUUUGUAACAUGUGACAAACGAUAUGAACUAAAAGAAAAAGUUGCAACUGCCCAAUGCAAAAAUGGGACAUGGUCCUCUUUGCCCAUCUGCCAGCAAAAAAGAGACACAUGCAGUGAGCCCCCUAAAAUCCCACAUGCAGUUGUCAUUCGCCAGCAAUACCAGGAGCUCUUUGCUGCUGAUUCACGAGUUGAAUAUCAAUGCGAGGAGGGAUACACUAUAGAGGAAGCACAAAGAAAUCCAAUCAUUUGCAUGGACGGAAACUGGACCAAUGGCCCAAACUGCAAAAGCAGACCAGUUACUGGACAAGGUGGUUCUGCUGAGGUGGGAACACCAGGGAGCGACACCACAUCUGCUGGUGGUGGGACACAAUCUGGGGGCAGCAGACCAGCUACUGGACAAGGUGGUUCUGCUGAUGUGGGAACACGCGGAAGGGACACCACAUCUGCUGGUGGUGGAGUAGGUAGAGGAUCAUCCACCACCUCUGACGUGAGACUUACAAGAACAACAAUCGACAACUGUGGGUCAGAGCCACUCAUCCUGCAUGGUGAAGUGAUAUAUAAGGAUGAAAGGCAAUUGAAAUACGUGUGUGCUGCUUUUUACACACUUGUCGGUGAAGCCACUGUGGUGUGUUACAACAGUGGCAGUUGGUCACAACUCCCCACCUGCAAAGAAGCUUUUUGUGUCAUGAAACCUGGUGUUUACACACGUGGUUUAACGACACAUGUAGCUGAGUAUAUAAAUGAAGGCCAUUGGAAACAUAUUCCAUGUAUUUGGCGAGAUUAUUCAGUCGCUGUUCACUGUGCUAAUGGAGUGCUCUCCUACACUGAUUGUUGUUACCAUUAUUACCAUGAAGAUGGACUUUGCUCCAUAAUCGGUACAACUAGUUAGAAACUAGUCCUGCCUGUUGGACCACUCACCAGUGACGGAAGCAACGUUUGCAAACUGUUGUCAAACACUGAAGAAGAACUCAUCACUGACUGAUGUUUAACUGGAAGUGCGCUAUUGCCAUCAAUACAAAACUAAAGCUUGCAUGACUAAAACUGUCUGAAUAAAUGUUUGCUAUAAAUUCAAA
Molecule: messenger RNA, 1742 nt
Organism: Solea senegalensis (Senegalese sole)
Lineage: Eukaryota; Metazoa; Chordata; Actinopteri; Pleuronectiformes; Soleidae
Product: complement factor H-like
Exons: 12
Coding region: 371-1558 (395 amino acids)
Source: RefSeq, a predicted model, not a curated record